AUGUACAGCAUCACACACGGUUUGCCUUACCUGGCAGUGCUGCUGGUGGCGGUGGUGGGCAACCAGAUCCUGGAUAAAUGUUUGUCCUCCACACCCAACUACACCAUGAACGUGGUGCUGCUGGAGGACGACACCUACGAGUGGAGUCUGCGCUACGUGCAGGCGGCCGUGCUGCGAGCCAUCGAGAUCGACAAGAAACGGAACAGCGCCUCAGGUUUAAACUUCACUUUGACGGCUAAUUUCUACGGGUUCAACACGGCGCUGUACAACCGGCAGGGCUGUGGCAGCAGCACCUGUGAGGGAGUGGCCAUCAUCAAACAGCUUCAUGAUCUUAAAGAGGUGGGAUGCGUCAUGCUGGGGCCUUCCUGCACAUACGCCACCUUCCAGUUGGUGGAUGAGGAAAUCGGCCUGAAACUGAGCAUUCCUGUCAUCUCCGCCGGGAGCUUCGGUCUGUCAUGCGACUACAAGGCCAAACUGACCCGCAUCCUGCCUCCGGCCCGCAAGAUUGCAGAUUUUUUCAUCCACUUCUUGAAAGAAAGAUACAUUUUUAAGCCAGCGUGGAAUAAGGUUUAUGUCCACAGGAAGUCCAACAACACUGAGACAACUGAGGACUGCUUCUGGUACAUAAACGCGUUGGAGGCGCCGUCUUCCAGCUUUGCCUCAUCGACCAACAGGACGAUGCUGCGUGGGGAGGAAGAACUUUUUGGAGCCCUCAUUUCUGACACCCGAGAAAGCAACAUUUUCAUCCUGUGCGGGACCAUUAAGGACAUUGAUAGAAUAAAGAAAACAGUAGACAUCGACGAGGACAUCGUGUUCAUUCUCCUUGACAUUUACAACCCUGAGUACUAUGUCAACACAACAUCCAGCACUUUGAUGGAGGACGUCCUGGUGGUCACUCUGCCGCAGAGGAACUACGACUACGAGUCAGAGUUACCCUACAACGACACAAUAAACGACUAUGUGGCCGGGUAUCAUGAUGGGGCUCUGCUGUUUGGCCACGUGCUGAGGCAGAGGAUGCUCAACCCAAACGCUACUUCUACGGCCCCUGAGGAUAACCCAUUUGGGAACGCCUCCUUUGAUGGUAUGGGAGGACAUUAUGAGCUCGAUGAGCACGGGGACAGGGACGUCAACUUCUCUGUGAUCUACACAUCAAAGCUCAGUGGCAAGUACGAAACCCUGUUUGUGUUUGACACGUCUCAGAACAAAACCACAGUGAUCGAGUCAAACCCCGCCCUUCACUGGGAAGACGGGAAACUGCCAGAAGCCAUACCAUAUAAUCGCAAUGGCCUGACCCUGCAGGACAUCAUUGUGAUAGUUCUCAGCAUCAGCGUGGUAGUGGUAACAGCCAUCGCUCUCAUCUUCUACAGGCAGAACAGGAAGGAGCGGCAGAUGCAGAAGAGGUGGUCGCACCUGAACCCAGACCUGAUUGGACCGCUGGAUGAGAGGGAGGUUUCUCUGAAGAUUGAUGAGGAUAAGAGGAAGGACAGCACAUACCACAUUCAUCGGGGCCGCUAUGACAAAAAGCCUGUGAUCCUGAAAGAGCUGAAACACACGGAUGGAAACUUCAGUGAGAACCAGAAGAUUGAGCUCAACACCCUCCUGCGCAUCGAUUACUACAACCUGACCAAGUUCUACGGCACGGUGAAGUUUGAGUAUGGCGUGUUCGGGGUGUUUGAGCUCUGUGAGAGGGGCUCCCUCAGGCACGUUCUUAAUGAUAGGAUCUCGUAUCCUGAUGAAACUUUCAUGGACAUGGAAUUCAAGAUAUCAGUCAUGUAUGACAUUGCAAAGGGCAUGUCGUAUCUCCACUCCAGUAACAUUGAGGCCCACGGUCGCCUCAAGUCCACCAACUGUCUGGUCGACAACCGCAUGGUGGUGAAGAUCACCGACUUUGGCUGCCACACCAUCCUCAGCCCAGGCAGAGAUGUGUGGACGGCCCCGGAGCAUCUCCGUAAAGAUGGCUUUUCUCAAAAAGGCGAUGUCUACAGCUACAGCAUCAUCGCCCAUGAGAUUGUCCUGAGGCAGGCGCCCUUUUAUACCAAGUCCUGCUCGAACCGUUCAGAGAAGAUAUACAGAGUGCAGUAUCCCAGCGGGAUGAGCGUCUUCAGACCUGAUCUCAACUUUGACAGCGCAUCAGACACUGAGGUAGAGGUGUACACACUGAUAAAGUCCUGCUGGGAUGAAGAUCCAGAGCGGAGGCCAGAUUUUAAGAAGAUAGAGGGAACUCUCGGAAAGAUAUUCAGCAACCUGCACAACCAGGCCAGCGAGACAUACAUGGACAAUCUGAUCCGUCGUCUGCAGAUGUACUCCAGAAACCUGGAGCAUCUGGUGGAGGAGAGAACCUCUCUGUACAAAGCUGAGAGGGACAGAGCCGAUCAGCUCAACUUCAUGUUACUGCCUGGGCCUGUGGUGCGUUCGCUGAAGGAGACGGGCCGAGUGAAGCCUGAGCUGUUUGAGGAGGUCACCAUCUAUUUCAGCGACAUCGUGGGCUUCACCACCCUGUGCCACUACAGCACGCCCAUGCAGGUGGUCAACAUGCUCAACAGCAUCUACAAGAACUUCGACAGCAUCCUCGACCACCACGAUGUCUAUAAGGUUGAGACAAUAGGAGAUGCGUACAUGGUUGCGUCAGGGUUGCCCAAACGGAACGGGAACUGGCAUGCGGUUGACAUCGCCCACAUGGCCCUGGAUAUCUUGGCGUUUGUAGGGACGUUCCAGCUGCAGCACCUGCCGGGCAUCCCUCUGUGGAUCCGCAUCGGGGUGCACUCAGGGCCAUGUGCAGCCGGAGUGGUGGGGAACAAGAUGCCUCGCUACUGUCUGUUCGGAGACACGGUCAACACGGCGUCGCGCAUGGAGUCCACAGGCCUGCCACUGAGAAUUCACGUCAGCCAGUCCACCAUCGACAUCCUGCAGAGGACAGACUGCAAGUUUGAGUAUGAACAGAGAGGGGAGACCUACCUGAAGGGUAAAGGCAAAGAGAUGACAUACUGGUUAACAGGGGUGACGGGGACAGAGUACAACCUGCCAACACCACCGACAGCGGAGAACUUCCAGCGGCUGCAGCAGGACCUGGCGGAGAAGAUCGUGUCCUGCCUGGAGAACUGCAGGGACGGCAGCGAGGGCCCCCUCCACAGGAAGAGCCUGUCCACCAAAGUGAGACGGAGGGAGACCAACAGCAGCCUGCCAGAGUACUUCCACCUGGCCGUCACUGACAGCCCCAGCACCUACCUGUGA
Molecule: messenger RNA, 3231 nt
Organism: Myripristis murdjan (pinecone soldierfish)
Lineage: Eukaryota; Metazoa; Chordata; Actinopteri; Holocentriformes; Holocentridae
Gene: gucy2ca
Product: guanylate cyclase 2Ca
Exons: 27
Coding region: 1-3231 (1076 amino acids)
Biological process (GO): receptor guanylyl cyclase signaling pathway; intracellular signal transduction; protein phosphorylation
Cellular component (GO): plasma membrane
Molecular function (GO): ATP binding; guanylate cyclase activity; peptide receptor activity
Source: RefSeq, a predicted model, not a curated record